AAGAGCAAAGAUAUAUUUUUUGGGGUAUUCAUUGCAAGUUAAUUUGCACUAAAAUUAAAUUAGUAAUUAAUUUAGGAAUUACGUAAAUUGCUGUCUUCUGGCAUAUAAAUAAUAAUCAAUUGUCAAAUUAUAAUAAAGAAUUGUCAACUCGGUUCUCCGCACUGUUCGAAAAGCUCAACUUUCACUCAUCCCCCGCCCCCCUCGUCGACAAAUGGCACAAACAGAAGGUCAAGGUCAAGGUCAAGGCCAGUAUAAUACCGCCUACACUCCUGCAUAUCCAACCCAGGGUGGCGUGUACGGCGCUUAUAGUGGUGGCGUCUACGCUGGUGGUCCAUACGCUGGGAUGAGGGAUCCCGCCGCGGCGGAGAGGAUGGAUCAAAAUCGACAAAGAAACCGGAAGAUGAUAAUCUGCGUGAUAGUCUCCUUGGUGUGCAUCUUUUUUGUCCUUCCACUCAUUCUGUUUUUUAUAUUCUUCUUUGGAAUGGUGGCAGUAAGCUCUAACAAUAAGUCGUCUUAUCCUCGGAAUCCAUCACCUUACGCUAGUCGUGAUUAUCUGGGUGUACUUAUCUUGGCACAACCCAUCUUAUCUUGACAUGACCGGACUUUUUUGUAAUAUGAGGAAGAACAUUUUAUGUAAUCUGAAUAAUUCUUGUAAAACUGGUUGCGAAAAUUUAAAUGUGUAAGUAAUAAUUGUAAUUGAAAUUUUGACGAGUAAAAUUACGCCAGAAAGUAAAAUACGUACAAAUUACGCGACAAAAUAGACGGACUAAAAUAAUAAUUAAGUUGCGUUAUUGUCAAAUUUAAUGAAAUUUUGACGAGCAAAAUUACACUUGCACAAAAAUAACAAUUAAGUUGUUAUUUUCAAAUUUCAUGAAAUUAUAACGAAUAAAAUUACGCCGGCACAAAAUUCGCAUAAAAAUAACAAUUAAGUUUGGUCGUUUUCAAAUGUCAAGAAAUUUUGAAGAGCUAAAUUACACAAGAAAGAAUAAAAUGCGCACAAAUUACGCCACAAAAAUAUACGGAUAAACAGUAAAUUUCGUUAUUAUCUGAUUUUUAUUUUCUAAAUAUCAUAAAAUAAACUCUGGGCCGUAAAAUAGCCUAAAUUUGCUCAGAUUCAGUUUUUCCUAUGGAAGGUUUCCUAACCAAAAUAAAAUUUGUCAUGAAUUUCUUCCAUCCUAAAUAUUUUACAGUGGAAUAUUUCCAUGUUUUUUCCACGGAUUUGUCAAUUUCUUGUUGGCUAGAGCAUCCAAAUCUUAACAAAUUCUCCCCCGUGUGGCUCUCGGCUCGAUGAUGUC
Molecule: messenger RNA, 1295 nt
Organism: Folsomia candida
Lineage: Eukaryota; Metazoa; Arthropoda; Collembola; Entomobryomorpha; Isotomidae
Exons: 2
Coding region: 212-592 (126 amino acids)
Source: RefSeq, a predicted model, not a curated record